GGGCCUCCCGGGGCCCGAGUUUCCUGCGCGCGGAGGAGGCCGGGCCGGGCCGCGGGGCCAUGGACGAGCCCCCCGUCCGCGGGUCCGACGACGACGGGGACGACGAGGCGGGGCCCGAGGGCGCGCUGCGCAAGAGCCCGUCGCAGCUGACCGCCGAGGACGUGUACGACAUCUCGUACGUGGUGGGCCGCGAGCUGAUGGCCCUGGGCAGCGACCCCCGCGUCACGCAGCUGCAGUUCAAGAUCGUGCGCGUGCUGGAGCUGCUGGAGGCGCUGGUGAGCGAGGGCUGCCUGGAGGCGGAGGCGCUGCGGCUGGAGCGCGACGCGCUGCAACAGGAGCUGGAGCGGUUGCGGUGCGCGGGCGGCGGCGCGGGCAGCCUGGGCCUGAACAAGAUGGUGGUGGACCUGGCUGACCCUGAGCGGCCGCGCUUCACACUGCAGGAGCUCAGGGAGGUGCUGCAGGAGCGCAACAGGCUCAAGUGCCAGCUGCUAGUGGCGCAGGAGGAACUGCAGUGCUACAGGAGUGGCCUGAUUUCGCCCAGAGAAGGCCCAGGAGGAAGAAGAGAAAAAGAUGCCCUGGCUGCCAGGGCCAGCAGUGCCAGUGGGAGCAAGCAGGAGAAGACCGCUCUGCGCAGGCUGUUCUUUUUCCGGUCGGGGAAGCAGACAUAGACCAAAGGCCGUGACGUUGAUGGCAGCAACUUCUCAGACCCAAGAAGGCAACCUGCUGAUGUCCAGAACGGUCUCAGGGCCACCACAUUGUAUUCUCCUUCCCUUCUCGCCGAGGCUGGGGAGAGAUGGCCCCAAGCUCCAGGGCUGCAGAGCUGGUCAGCCCCAGAGGCUCGGCCCCAGAAUCGUGGAAGCACUUCAAAGCCCCCACAACAAGGAACCCCGAUGCUCCCGGGGCCGUGCUCUGAGGCGGCAAGGCAGCUGGCAGCCUGGGUCGGAAGGCAGGGCGCAGCUACUGACGUUGCAGGGGUGCUUUCCCCACGCUUAAUAAUUAUUCCAUCUUGCUAAUGUGACUUUCUCUACAUGGGUUUUGUAU
Molecule: messenger RNA, 1041 nt
Organism: Sorex fumeus (smoky shrew)
Lineage: Eukaryota; Metazoa; Chordata; Mammalia; Eulipotyphla; Soricidae
Gene: RILPL2
Product: Rab interacting lysosomal protein like 2
Exons: 4
Coding region: 60-668 (202 amino acids)
Biological process (GO): cilium assembly
Cellular component (GO): cytoplasm; ciliary basal body
Molecular function (GO): protein dimerization activity
Source: RefSeq, a predicted model, not a curated record